Phragmites australis (common reed) is the source of this 276-nucleotide messenger RNA. RefSeq lists its product as uncharacterized. Gene Ontology annotation, molecular function: RNA binding. The record is from RefSeq and is a predicted model, not a curated record. Gene Ontology annotation, biological process: RNA processing. The transcript has a single exon. Lineage: Eukaryota; Viridiplantae; Streptophyta; Magnoliopsida; Poales; Poaceae. Bases 1 to 276 code for a protein of 91 amino acids.
AUGCAGACGUCGCCGGCGUUGGAUCACCGCGCGGCGCCGUCGCUGUCGGCGGAGGAGAAGCGGCGGAUCGAGCGGGUGGCGCGGUGCGUGGCGCGGGACCGGGACGGGGACCUGACCGAGAAGCUGCUGCUGCGGCUGCUCACCAUCACGGGCAACUGGCGCCGCUGGGGGUUCCUCGCUCCGGACCACCCGCUGCACCCCUACUACCUCCAGCAGAAGGUCUCCGAGCGUUGCCGCAUCCUCCGCCCGCGGCCCGCCGCCGCCGCCGACCGGUGA